This is a messenger RNA of Pelobates fuscus (common spadefoot toad), 2149 nucleotides long. Its product is annotated as T-lymphocyte surface antigen Ly-9-like. Lineage: Eukaryota; Metazoa; Chordata; Amphibia; Anura; Pelobatidae. The transcript has 8 exons. Bases 182 to 1744 code for a protein of 520 amino acids. The record is from RefSeq and is a predicted model, not a curated record.
CACACAGUGAGAUUUACAUUGUAACUGCUCAUUAUGCUGCCAGUUGCUGCAUGUUUAGUAUCUACGAUGCACACAAUAUUACACUCUGGGAUAUUAUACAAUUAUUGGAAGAAUGGAGCCAGUCAGUAACUGUCUGAGGGACUCUCUGUAUUUACUGUAACUCCUGAUAUCUCCAGCCACCAUGCGGCAACCAUCACCACCAUCCUGCAUCUUACUGUCACUAUUUAUACUGACUGCAGCUCAGCGUAACGUCCUUCUCCCGAUGCCCGGCCUUUUAUAUCAGUCUGUCUGUCUGUCCAGUGAUUUCAAUCUGACACAUCCUGUAGAAGACGCCUCUUGGACAUUUCAAAACAAUGGAGAAGAAAUCCGAAUCGCAAAGUUCCCAAACUCAAAGUUUAGGGUCAAUAAUAACAAUCGGUUCAAUAACCGCCUCAAACCAUCUAAUAACAUGACUGGAUUAACCAUCCGAGACCUGAGACCAGAGGACAGCGGGACAUACACAGUGACAAUAACGCUUACAGAUGGAGUGACACAUCGAGCAUCGUUUAAUCUCACUGUAUACGAACCUGUUCCUGUCCCGGAGAUAAAGACUGAACUUGAUAUAAUCUCCCCCGACUGGUGUAAUUUUACUCUCUAUUGCUCCGUUCCUACAAUCACCUCCACACUGUCCGCCAGCUGGAGCUACAGAUACAAUGUGACCGAGCACCAUCCCUUUAAUGAAACGAAAUAUAAUAAAAGUCAUGCAGUCCAUCUAUCUCUGCAGUCACAGUCACAUAACUCGCAAUUUCUGUGUUUGGUACAAAACCCUGUGGACAAGAAAAAUGUGUCUGUUUAUACUCAGCAAAUCUGUCCUGCCAACAGACAAAAUCUACCUAGUACCAGCGAUCAAGGCACCCCUCUCCAUUUGAACGGGCUUCUGAGUCAAGCCAUUAAUUUGACAAGCGAUUUGAAUGUGACUCAAUCUGUAAGAGACUCCUUCUGGUAUUUUACACCCAGUGGAAGAAGGAAAAGGAGAAUCUGUGAAUUUAGAAAUGAUAAGACGCAUCCUUGUGAUAACUCGAAUGAUCCCAGGGAGCGCUUUGAAUUAUAUAACGAUGGUAUGACAUUGGAAAUAAAGUCUGUGAUGUUCGAGGAUAGCGGGAUAUUUGAAUUGCUAGUUACUCUUCAAGAUAGGACUACCGAAACUAGUUUGUUUAAUUUCACUGUGUACGAGCCAGUUCCUUCCCCAAAAAUAAAUAUAACACUGGAAAAUGUCAACGCUGACAGGUGCAAUAUCACGCUAUAUUGUUUUGUGAUGUCAAGCGCGUCAAUGCUGAGCUUUGUAUGGAAAUACGGGGACCAAGAGCGAGAGAGCUAUGGAAACGGAUUCAGAAUUGAGCUGUCACUGACCCCUACAGAGUCGAGCAUGGAGUACCAAUGUCUGGUUCGAAACCCGGUUUCCCAAAACAUGGCAUCUGUACUCCCACCACAGAACUGCACAAUUACACAUAUUGGUCAGAAUCGCAAUAAGUAUUACAUCAUGUUGUCCCUAAUGAUCAUUGUCUUUCCGCUGGCUGUUUGGUUUGUCGUUGUAACGAACAGGACAACAAAAGAAGGGGAAGUGUCAGCUCAAACAGGAAGAACUUACUAUGAAGUUGAAGAUCUUCGCAGUCAGGAGAAGAGUAAUGUUCAGCAGGCAAAAAAUCCCCCGGAGACGGCAAAAGCACAGACAAUCUACUGUGUGCUACAACGAGAUGGAGAAUAGCAGGAAAGACUCCUGGAAUUACAAAUCAUUAAGAAAGAUAAGGUUCAUAGUGUGGAACCAGAAGAGAUAAAGAAUGGGAAAAACAUCAUGGAGGUGCACAGAGCGUAUCGUGAUCUGAAUUUAUUUCUACACUCACAUGAUACGUAGCCACAAGUCGAAAGAGCAAAAAUGUUACAAAGUGCUAAAUGUGGAGCAAUCAGCAGGAACGUUCUAUUGGUUUCCAUGGUGACUGCUCCAGAAAUGCUGUAUAUAAACACAGCAUAGGUAGAUCCCUAGAGAGGAAGCUCUAAAUAUGUCACUAAUUAGACACUCUGUAUCUUGUAAUCUAUAAUGUUACAAGAACAACCUGACAGAGGAAGUUACCAGAGAUAAUGAGUAUAAUUAUAUUGUAUUAACGUUCCCAUA